UUUUAUAAAAUUGUUUACCGUUUUCCUUUUAAGGUGAAUUCCAAUCUACGAACAAUACCAGGCCAAAGUUGGCGUGGAUUACAAGGCAGUAACGACUUUUGCCCAAAUGAGGAGCAGCGGCGUACCGCAGACACCACGCAAAAUUCGAGCAACUUGCGCAUAAAUUGGUAUGCUCUCGACAAUUAGCAGGGGACACCCACUGAAUCGAGGGAUCCGAUCCGCAGAGUGACCACUCGCCCACGAGACGGCCAUGCCAUAGUUUUACGAACCCAAGUCCCACGUCCGAUUCCGCUUUCAAUUUGACGCGUGCGCAGGCGCAAGACUUCAUUUUCAUAUUCCUCAUGUGGGCGACGUUUAAGUUUGAAUGUUUCAUUCUACUCGCAGUAUCGAUGUUCGAAAGAUUUCUGAAAUGCUAGUUGCAGUUUCACUUUCCGGAGACAAUGGUUCGCUUUUCAGGCGUACGGUUGUACUUUCACUUUUAUGAUGGGAACCCCUUUUGGUUCAGAUCAGGCUAUAUGAUUGAGGAAAGAAACUUAUGUGCAGUAAGAGAAAAGACUCAAGCUAAUUUUAGAUACUAUUGAAACCAUAUCAAAAUGAUUUUCCGCGGAACUGCUUUUCAAAUCUCCCAAGGCCAAUAUAAGUUGGAAUAAAAAUUUUGCUCUAUUUAGUAUUUGAUUAUGAAAGGGCUCUCAAUAUGGAUUGCAUUUCUGGCUUGCUGUUUUGCUACCGAGAUAAAGGAUACAGCUCCAAGGUUGGCCGAUUCUAAGGCUGAUGUGGUGACGGUAUCUUUAAAUGAAAACGGAUUAAAGAACCCGGUAGGGGAACAAGGGCUGCUGAAGCGAAUGCAGUUUGAUUUGGCCGCACAGUUGAAUAUAAACGCACGUUUAAAAUCCGAAAUACAUGAAAAUGCGGAUCUAUUGCAGUACAUCAUCCAAGGCGGGAAAAAAACCAUGGAAAACUGGGUUGCAACGUGGAGCUCAGUGAUGAAAACCAAGCAAAUACUGUCCCGAAAGAAAAUCAAUCUCGAUUAUAGUUGGCUGCUGAUGGAACGCUGCCACAAAGUGCAGUCUCGAGAUGAGAAGAUACGACGAAUUGCCGAUAGGCUGGCCGUCCAAAAGGCCGAAGAUGUCCACCCAUUGGCCAGGAAGCACUUCCUAUCGAAGUACCUUCGCCUCCUGAAGAAGUUGGAAGAGGAGGUGGUCCUAGAAACCCGUGUCAGUAAGGGGCUCUCCCAAGUGCGGAUGAUUUAGUUAAGCCCGAGUCAGAUAAAAGUUUUUUGAAGUCCAUUACUUUUUCUUCAAAUGAAUUGAGGAAACAAAAAAUUAUUUCUUUUUUACUUCUUCUUUGGACAGAAACAAGUCUUGUGCACUAAAAGUCAAGCAGAACGAAUCACGUCUUAUUACAACUUACCUUAUGUAACCGAGAGUAUGUCCGUAUAAAAAUGAAAAAAGGUCUAGUGUUUUAAAUAGUUGUUGCAAAGCUUUUUUUCGAAAUGAGGGUCCUCUUGUUAUGCACUGUACUUCUGUUUCUGUUUAUAAAAGGUGCAGAAUGCGCAACCCCAGAGCAAAGUAGCCCACCUGUGAGUGACUUUCCCAAAAACAAUACAUCAUCGAUCAGUUCCCCACUGGACAAUGUACAAACAAAUGCAACAAUUUCAAGCGUUGUCCCCGAAAGCAAUUCGCAGAUAGAUGAGUCAAAGAAAGAGCUAAGUAAUUCUUCGAAGACUAAAAAUGUUUUACCCAAAAUUGAUUCCCCGCUGUAUACAAAUAUAACUUUAAACGCGUCUCUACCGCUGAAUAGUUCCAGCAUUGGCUCACGGGUAAACGAUGUUCCAAAUAAUAAUCCUCCCUUAGACGGAACAUCGAAAAAAGACUUCGAACUAAUUGUACCAAGCAAUAUGGAAGAGGGAUCGCUUAAUGGUUCCCCUGCAUCUGGGGUGGAGGCUCUUCAACAGAGGCUGUUGUCGGAGCAGGCCCAGACCUUGUUGCUUCGGAACCAGUCCGCGUAUUUGCUUGCGGAAAUCCAUUCAAGAAGAUCUGCGGUUCAAAAUGCCCAGGAGCUCAGCCUUGGUAUGACCGCAGAACUGAACGACGUGAACCGCAGGCUGCUGGAGACUGAUGUGCAGCUGGAGAAUGUGCGAAAGCAGUUGAAGAGUUGCCAAGGAAAGCUCUCAGAGAACGAGCUGUUCCGGCUCGCCGGUAUCGAGGCCCACAGGAUUCUGAAGGAGGAGCGGGAGCCCAUUGUCAGGUACAGCCAUCGGAACAGGUACCUCAAACUCCUCGGAGAGAUGCGCCGGAGAAUCAAGGAGGAAAUCCUGAAAGUGUCUUCACUCGUGGCUGAUACGACCACGACCUCGAGGCCCACCGAUGGGAUCCUUCCCACUCUCCCUUGGAGAUGAUCAUAUAUUACAUAUGCAUAAACAAAAAUGAACCCAAUAAAUACCGAUGGUAUUGAGUCACAGUAAAAGCCUCCAAGUUGUACGCUUA
Messenger RNA from Drosophila ficusphila, 2486 nucleotides. RefSeq names its product accessory gland-specific peptide 26Aa (gene Acp26Aa). The transcript has 3 exons. Gene Ontology annotation, biological process: mating. Lineage: Eukaryota; Metazoa; Arthropoda; Insecta; Diptera; Drosophilidae. The record is from RefSeq and is a predicted model, not a curated record. Gene Ontology annotation, cellular component: extracellular region. The coding region runs from base 1493 to 2398 and encodes 301 amino acids.